AUGGCUCGUACAAAGCAAACAGCCCGUAAAUCGACUGGUGGUAAGGUACCACGCAAACAAUUGGCAACAAAAGCUGCCCGUAAGAGUGCACCAGCGACUGGUGGUGUAAAGAAACCACAUCGUUAUCGUCCCGGUACAGUGGCUUUGCGUGAAAUUCGUUAUCAAAAAAGUACUGAAUUGUUGAUCCGCAAAUUGCCAUUCCAGCGUUUGGUACGCGAAAUUGCCCAGGAUUUCAAGACCGAUUUACGUUUCCAGAGUUCCGCUGUUAUGGCUUUACAAGAAGCAAGCGAAGCAUAUUUAGUUGGCUUAUUUGAAGAUACCAAUUUGUGCGUCAUUCAUGCCAAGCGCGAGACAAUUAUGCCCAAAAACAUGAGACGUAUUCGUGGAGAGCGUGCUUAA
This is a messenger RNA of Rhagoletis zephyria (snowberry fruit fly), 399 nucleotides long. RefSeq names its product histone H3-like. Gene Ontology annotation, molecular function: protein heterodimerization activity; structural constituent of chromatin; DNA binding. NCBI's taxonomy places the organism in Eukaryota, Metazoa, Arthropoda, Insecta, Diptera, Tephritidae. The record is from RefSeq and is a predicted model, not a curated record. Gene Ontology annotation, cellular component: nucleosome.